Cladocopium goreaui is the source of this 1785-nucleotide messenger RNA. The record is from the annotation of a GenBank genome assembly. NCBI's taxonomy places the organism in Eukaryota, Dinophyceae, Suessiales, Symbiodiniaceae.
AAUUCGGUGAUGCAUGAGUCGCAUGAACGUGGCCUUGAAGACGGUGGUUUUGCGGCGACGCAAAUGCUCGAUCUCAAUCCUGUACAAGCACGACAGGAGUUGAGCCACUUACGAGCUGGACUUGCAGAUUCACAGGCUCGCCACAAAGACACAGCCUUGCUUUUGGAACGACUAUCAGGCCAGAAUGCAACACUCAGAUCUCAUCUGCGGGAUGCAGAAAGUGCCCAGGCACAGGGGUUCAAGGAGUCGCCAAUGAACAGAGAAGGAUUGCGCAAUAUCAGCAACACCUUCCACGAUCACGAUGCAUUCCGGACGUCAAGAGCGCAAAAACCACCCCUUCCCUCAGACUUCCAGACUCCACGGCGAACUGCAAGCUCAACCCCAAGUUCUGCAGGACGCAAGGUGACGGUUGGGAUGGCCGGAGCAACUGAGAUCCAUGCCCUGAGGCACCGCGUGUGGGAAUUGGAGCGAAACCUCGAGAACGAAAAACGGCGAAAUGCUUUGUUGAAGAGACACCUUGAUCAGUCUUCGUGUUCGGAGAACAAGAAUUGCAAGGUAAAAGAAAUCACUGCGGAGAGAAAACUUCUUGCGGAUGCAGAAACAGAGGCAAAAGCCCUUGCUCAAGCUUCCUCGUUGAUGUUUUUGGAGGAGGUGAGACGACACGCCCCAGCGCGAGAAUUGGCAGCGCAGGCGAGUCUUGCUGGUCAACUUCAACAGGAGUUGUGCCAGGAGAUCGAGGCUGUCCGGUUGCUGCAUAGGGAGGAGAUGAGACUGGCAAACUCCGAGCAAGCCUUGCAGAGGCGGGCCACCAAGCUGCAAGAGGAACUUGUGCUCUCACAGGCUGCAUCUGCCUCUUGCCAAUCAAGUCUACAAGCUGCCCAGACAGCAACAGGUGAGCAUGAGGCAUUCUCUGCUCUUCUCAGAUCAGAAUGCAGGCAGGCAGAGGCUUCUUUGCAACAUUCACGAGAAGAAGAGCAAAUAAGGCGCAGCUGUCUUCAGCCAAAAAGUUGUCUGCAAAUUCAGUCCAGGGCAUGUCCAGUUCUUGCCUGCCGAAGCCGAACGACCUCAUCUGUCCUCAAAGAACAGGCAGAAUAUUUGAUGGCCCAUGCAACUUUCUCUGCAGACCGAGCUCGGUGGCAGGCUCACUUUGAAAGAAGCAUGGCAGAAGCAGCGCAGAACUAUCACGCAGAAGUGCUUGCUGUUCGAAGCAACCUACUGGAGAGCGAGGAAGAAGCUAGCAAGGCUUCUCGGACACUUGCGGAACAGUUGGCCCAUUUGAAGAACGAGGUAGAACCUGUGAAGACCAAGCUGGAAGAGGUAUCUGCCGAGAAUUCAAUGCUAAUUCGAGAAGGACAUCGGCUUCAAGAACAGCUGGUGGAGUCCUUAAUGGAGGCAUCUCGUGGGGGAGAUCGGCUACUUGCGUCAUGGGAGAGGUGCAACUCCGCUAGCCAGGAGAUCGCUUGUCUCAAGCAGGAAGUUGCGCAAGCUCGCGAGGAUUUGGCUGAAGUCUCAGAAGCUCUAGCAGAAGAGCAGGCGCAGGCAUCCGACCUCCGCUGCCGCAUGAGAGAGUCUGGCCUGAUGCCACCUCUGGUUGGUGCAGGUCCGAUGCCGGCUUUGACUCAGACCAUUCCUGAAAUAUGUGCUGCAGAUGGAUGUUGGUCCCAACCGCAGGCAUUUGCAGACGGCGCUGCCAUGCUUUCAGCUUCGACAUCAGACAGACCUCCACGCAGACCCGACGGCAAUGUGAAGGAGGAAAAGGCCGUUUGUGUCACAGGCAUGCAAUGA